AUAUUUGAUGAACUCUACACCUCUGAUGCCUGGCUGGAGGCUCAGAAUGAUCUUCACAAGCUCCCAAAAAAACCUGGAUGUUCACUGGAAUGCACCAUUGCAGGGCUGAUGCUCUUUUCUGAUGCUACUCAUCUGGUGAACUUUGGGACAGCGAAAGCUUGGCCAUUAUACAUGUAUUUUGGAAACCUGACAAAAUACUCACGAUCGCAACCACAAUUGGGAGCAUAUCACCUUGUAGCAUUCCUACCUUCACUUCCCGACAGUGUCAAAGAUGUUUUAAGUAAUCUAUUUUGUAUUUCUAAAACUGGCAUGGCAACCCUUCAUGCGCACUACCACAGGGAAUUAUUUCAUGCAUGCUGGGAAAUCUUGUUGGACAAGGACUUUCUUCAUGUGUAUUGCCAUGGUGUUAUUUUAAAAUGCGCUGAUGGAGUGCUGCAAAGAGUCUUUCCUGAAUAUUUACAUAUUCAGCUGAUUAUCCUGAAAAGUACAUUUUUUUGGACUGUUUAA
Molecule: messenger RNA, 507 nt
Organism: Suillus bovinus
Lineage: Eukaryota; Fungi; Basidiomycota; Agaricomycetes; Boletales; Suillaceae
Exons: 2
Source: RefSeq, a predicted model, not a curated record